Messenger RNA from Morone saxatilis (striped sea-bass), 1511 nucleotides. RefSeq names its product phosphoglycerate dehydrogenase (gene phgdh). Gene Ontology annotation, biological process: L-serine biosynthetic process. The record is from RefSeq and is a predicted model, not a curated record. Gene Ontology annotation, molecular function: NAD binding; phosphoglycerate dehydrogenase activity. Lineage: Eukaryota; Metazoa; Chordata; Actinopteri; Moronidae.
AACAAAACUUCCCGUGUCCAUCACUUUCACGAAGGCACCAUCCACUGAACGCCAGUUGCCCACCGAGCAGCAGCCCGGAGACAGAAACCCCUCCAACAUGGCCCCGAUCUCCAUCAAGAGUGUGUUAAUCAGUGAGAGUGUGGACCCUCGCUGCAGGGCGAUCCUGGAGGAAAAUGGCAUCCGAGUCACGGAGAGACUACGAUGGCCUCGUGGUCAGAUCUGCCACGAAGGUAACGGCCGACAUUAUCACUGCCGCUGAUAAUCUCAAAAUCAUUGGGAGAGCCGGGACUGGUGUGGACAAUGUGGAUGUUGAUGCUGCCACCAAAAAGGGUAUUAUCGUCAUGAACACGCCGAGCGGUAACACAAUCAGUGCCGCUGAGCUGACGUGUGCCCUGCUGAUGAGCCUCUCAAGAAAUGUGCCUCAGGCUGCAAUGUCGAUGAAGCAGGGCAACUGGGAUCGCAAGAAGUUCAUGGGUGCAGAGCUGUUUGGCAAGGUACUCGGAAUAGUUGGACUCGGCAGAAUAGGGAAGGAAGUGGCCUCAAGAAUGCAGUCAUUUGGCAUGAGGACUAUCGGCUACGAUCCAAUCACUCCUCCAGAGGUGUCUGCCAGCUGGGGGGUGGAGCAGAUGUCUCUGGAGCAGCUUUGGCCCCAGUGUGACUACAUUACUGUCCACACUCCCCUAAUGCCCUCUACUGUUGGUCUGCUUAAUGAUGAAACGUUUGCUAAAUGCAAGAAAGGAGUGAAGGUUGUGAACUGUGCACGAGGGGGUAUCAUCGACGAGGCCGCUCUCCUCAGAGCUUUGGAGUCCGGACAGUGCGGAGGCGCAGGGCUGGAUGUCUUUGUUGAGGGUAAACGCACAGGUUUUGGCCAGCACGUUCUCCCAGGAGUCUCACCAACUGAUCAAACUCGGAGAAGCUGUCGGAGCUGUACUGCAGUCAUGCACUACUUCUAAGAAACCUUUCAGCCGUGUUCAAAUCACGACUCAAGGGGAUUGCAUGAAGUCUUCCACUGGUUACAUGACCUCAUCGGUUCUGGUCGGACUGCUGAAUCAUGAGUCUGGCUUUUGCCCGAAUCUCAUCAAUGUACUGAGCCUAGCCAAGGAGUCUGGAAUCACGGUAAACCAGACCCACUGUGUGUCUGACGGGAAUGCCAGUGAUGUGUGCAAGGUGGAGCUCACGGCCAACGACUGCAGCUACAAAGCCAGUGGUUCAGUUCAAGGUGGCGUGCCAGUCCUGCUGCAGCUGGGUGACAGUGUGUUCAGACAGCCGGUCUCUCUCACUGGAAAUCUGCUGUUCUUCAAGGCCUCUGCGAGUCCUCAGCUCCUAUCCUCAGUGGCUGGACUGCUGGCUGCAGAGGGAGUGGAGAUUGAGUCCUUCAGCGCUCCCGCAGACCGCGCUGGGGAUCUGUGGUAUUGCGUGGGGGUGUCCUCUCUCCUGCGAGACCUCAGUGCCUUGAAGCCUUCAGUUAAGGAGGCAGCACAGCUCUCCAUCUAAACGACAGCAGCCUUUAU